Molecule: messenger RNA, 807 nt
Organism: Capronia coronata CBS 617.96
Lineage: Eukaryota; Fungi; Ascomycota; Eurotiomycetes; Chaetothyriales; Herpotrichiellaceae
Exons: 1
Coding region: 1-807 (268 amino acids)
Source: RefSeq, a predicted model, not a curated record
AUGGAAGGCCCGCGCAACCCGGAUCUUCAGAGAGUGCUUGAGACCUUGAAUAGUUAUACUCCACCACCGUCAAACAUUCCCGAACUCAGAGCCUUCAGUAGGUCACAGUAUUUGCACCCGAGUGAGACCAUUCACGCUUCCAUCUUGCCUGGGCUGGAUCUGCUAGCCACCCCAGAAACCCACGAGAGACCUAUCACUCCUCCUCCUAUCAUUCGACAGCAAGUAAGAGCUCCUGCACAGAUAAAGUCUGCUGUUCAACCAGAAGAUGUUCCAAGCAAGCCCUCGACUCCUACAAUACCAGACGCAUCAACCAUCACGACUUGGCCCGCAGCACUGAAGCACGUCACUCGCCAUCUGGUCCCCAACGAGAAAGGUGCCGGACGCAUCAAGCAUCUCAUCUCCGAACAGCAUAAGCAUGAGCGUCAGUGGUGGGCUGGCCGAGAGGCCAUCGUGGCCAGGCAGCAGGGAAGGACUGGUACUUCGCAGCAGGUGGCAGCGUUAUUGAAGUCCCUGGGCGGCAAGGAAGUAGCAGCGACUCCUUCGGACCCUGCGGCAAAUCAAGCUGAGUUGGAUGCUUAUGACAAGAAAGUCUAUGCGGGACUCACGGCGAUGGCGUCGGACUUUGACAGGCAGCUCAGAACUCUUGGUGUACCUUUUUUUGCCAUCAAACAUGAGCUGGUGAUCCUUGAAGAAGGGCCUGCAAAGACUGGGGCACCAUUUGGAAGGAUCGAUAAGGGCGAGUUAAGAGAGCUCCAGAAGAGGAUGUUGCAAACUCUGGAAGACUUGUUCGGUGAUGUUGAAGACUGA